GGUAAACAGCAGACGGCGGGCCCAGCAGUGGAGAGGGCCUGCCUAGGCUUGGGAAUCUGUCUUACCUCAAGGUGCUGGGCAGGUCUGGCCACCACUAUAGGGGACACCAUGGCUCUUGGACCAAGACCUCCUGAGACCCCAUUGCCUGGCCAGAAGGAGCUUAAUUCCGUCGCUUCUGAGCUGUCUGCACGGCAGGAGGAGAGUGAACAUUCUCAUAAACAUUUAAUUGAACUCCGCCGGGAAUUUAAGAAAAAUGUACCUGAGGAAAUCAGAGAGAUGGUGGCUCCUGUAUUAAAAAGCUUCCAAGCCGAGGUGGUGGCCCUUAGUAAAAGAAGUCAGGAGGCGGAGGCUGCUUUUCUGAAUGUUUACAAGCAAUUAAUUGAAGCACCAGACCCCGUGCCUGUAUUUGAAGCAGCACGCAGCCUAGACGACAGACUGCAGCCCCCCAGCUUCAACCCCAGCGGGCAGCCCCGGAGAGACCUCCACGCUUCGUGGAAGAGGAACCCAGAGCUCCUCGGUCCCAAAGAGCAGAGAGAGGGGGCGUCUCCUACUGGGCCCACGCUGACCGACGGGAGCCGCCUCCCAGGCAUUCCCGGGAAAGCCCUCCUGACAGAAACCUUGCUGCAGAGAAAUGAGACAGAGAAACAAAAGGGCCUUCAAGAAGUACAAAUCACUUUGGCGGCCAGAUUGGGGGAGGCAGAGGAGAAAAUCAAAGUCCUACAUUCAGCGCUGAAGGCCACACAGGCAGAGCUGCUGGAGCUGCGGCGGAAAUACGAUGAGGAGGCGGCAUCCAAGGCAGAUGAAGUCGGCCUGAUCAUGACCAACCUGGAGAAAGCUAAUCAGCGAGCUGAGGCUGCCCAGAGGGAGGUGGAAAGUCUGCGGGAACAGCUGGCCUCUGUCAACAGCUCCAUCCGCCUGGCUUGCUGCUCCCCCCAGGGGCCCAGUGGAGAUAAAGUGAACUUCACGCUGUGCUCAGGGCCCCGGCUGGAGGCUGCCCUGGCCUCCAAGGACAGGGAGAUCCUACGGCUGCUGAAGGAUGUACAGCACCUCCAGAACUCUCUACAGGAGCUGGAGGAGACCUCUGCCAACCAGAUCGCAGACCUGGAGCGGCAGCUCACAGCCAAGUCUGAGGCCAUAGAGAAGCUGGAAGAGAAGCUCCAGGCACAAUCUGACUAUGAAGAAAUUAAAACAGAACUGAGCAUCCUGAAGGCCAUGAAGCUGGCGUCCAGCACCUGCACCCUCCCCCAGUGCUUGGCCAAGCCCGACGACUCACUGCUCAUGGCAAAGGAGGCCUUCUUCCCUGCACAGAAGUUCCUCCUGGAGAAGCCGGGUCUUCUGGCCAGCCCUGAGGAAGAUCCUUCAGAGGACGAUUCCAUCAAGGACUCGCUGGGCACAGAGCAGUCCUACCCCUCCCCGCAGCAGCUCCCACCUCCCCCAGGGCCUGAGGACCCCCUAUCCCCCAGCCCUGGGCAGCCCCUUCUGGGACCAGGCCUAGGGCCUGAUGGCCCACGGACUUUCUCACUGUCCCCCUUCCCUGGCCUGGCCCCAGGGGAGAGACCAAUGAUGCCCCCGACCACCUUUAAGGGAGAGACAGGCAGCCUGCUGCCAUUCCCUCCUGCCUUCUAUGGCACCAAGCCCCCCACAGCCCCAGCCACCCCAGCCCCUGGCCCUGAGCCACCUGGGGGCCCUGAACCUUCAGACAGUGGUGGGGGCAGCAUGGCCGGGACUGGUACAGAAGAAGAACAGCUGGACACGGCAGAGAUCGCCUUUCAGGUGAAGGAGCAGCUACUCAAACACAACAUUGGGCAGCGGGUGUUUGGGCACUAUGUGCUGGGGCUGUCGCAGGGCUCAGUCAGUGAGAUCCUGGCCCGGCCCAAGCCCUGGCGCAAGCUCACAGUGAAGGGCAAGGAGCCCUUCAUCAAGAUGAAGCAAUUCCUGUCAGAUGAGCAGAACGUGCUGGCCCUGAGGACCAUCCAGGUGCGGCAGCGAGGCAGCAUCACCCCAAGAAUCCGCACACCGGAGACAGGUUCGGACGAUGCCAUCAAGAGCAUCCUAGAGCAAGCCAAGAAGGAAAUUGAGUCACAGAAAGGAGGUGAGCCCAAGAACUUGACGGCCCCAUUGAGCAUCAGCAACGGGACAGCUUCCGCCAGCACCUCAGAAGAUGCCAUCAAGAACAUUCUGGAGCAAGCGCGCCGAGAGAUGCAAGCACAGCAGCAAGCUCUGCUGGAGAUGGAGGCAGGUCCCCGGGGCCGCUCGGUGCCUCCCUCGCCCCCAGAGCGGCCCUCAAUGGCAGGCGUGAGCCAAAAUGGGGCCCCAGCCUACGUCAAACAGGAGGACAGCAGCAGCGGAGUGGGGACUUCAGCGCAGACGCCCCUUACGGUCUUGUCUCCAGCUGCCUUUGUGCAGAGCAUCAUCCGCAAGGUCAAGUCUGAGAUCGGUGACGCCGGCUACUUUGACCAACACUGGGCAUCAGAUCGCGGCUUGCUCAGUCGCCCCUACGCCUCAGUGUCACCUUCUCUGUCCUCGUCCUCCUCCAGCUACUCUGGCCAGCCCAAUGGGCGGGCUUGGCCCCGAGGGGAUGAGGCUCAAGCAGCCACUGAAGACGAGGCGGCAGGGUGCGAGGAGGAGUCCCCAAGGGUGGGUGAACCCAAGGCCGAGGGCAGCAUCCCAGAGGCGGGCAGCGGGCGGCUAGCCUACUACCCAGCCUACGUGCCACGCACCCUGAAGCCUACCGUGCCACCCCUGACCCCGGAGCAGUACGAGCUGUACAUGUACCGUGAGGUGGACACUCUGGAGCUGACCCGCCAGGUCAAGGAGAAGCUGGCCAAGAACGGCAUCUGCCAGCGGAUCUUUGGGGAGAAGGUGUUGGGCCUGUCACAGGGCAGCGUGAGCGACAUGCUGUCCCGGCCAAAGCCAUGGAGCAAGCUGACGCAGAAGGGGCGCGAGCCCUUCAUCCGCAUGCAGUUGUGGCUGUCGGACCAGCUGGGACAGGCGGUGGGCCAGGCAGUGGGGCAGCAGCCCCGCACUACCCAGGCCAGCCCUACGGAACCAAGAUCCUCGCCAUCUCCACCCCCCAGCCCCACAGAGCCGGAGAAGAGCUCCCAGGAGCCCUUGAGCCUGUCCCUGGAAAGCAGCAAGGAGAACCAGCAGCCAGAGGGCCGUUCCAGCUCCUCACUGGGCGGAAAGAUGUUCUCAGGCAGCCAGACUACAGGGGGCAUCCAGGAGAUUGUGGCCAUGUCCCCUGAGCUGGACACGUACUCCAUCACCAAGAGGGUCAAAGAGGUCCUCACAGACAACAACCUAGGUCAGCGGCUGUUUGGGGAGAGCAUCCUAGGCCUGACACAGGGCUCUGUGUCUGACCUGCUGUCCCGUCCUAAACCCUGGCACAAGCUGAGCCUGAAGGGGCGGGAGCCCUUUGUCCGAAUGCAGCUGUGGCUCAAUGACCCCCAUAAUGUAGAAAAGCUGAGGGACAUGAAGAAGCUGGAGAAAAAAGCCUACCUGAAACGCCGCUAUGGCCUCAUCAGCACCGGCUCAGACAGUGAGUCCCCAGCCACCCGCUCCGAGUGCCCUAGCCCCUGUCUGCAGCCACAAGACCUGAGCCUCCUACAAAUCAAGAAACCACGGGUGGUACUGGCGCCCGAGGAGAAGGAGGCACUAAGGAAGGCCUACCAGCUGGAACCCUACCCCUCCCAGCAGACCAUCGAACUCCUAUCCUUCCAGCUUAACCUCAAGACUAACACCGUCAUCAACUGGUUCCACAACUACAGGUCCCGGAUGCGCCGGGAGAUGUUGGUGGAGGGGACCCAGGAUGAGCCAGACCUCGACCCAAGUGGGGGUCCUGGCCUUCUACCACCAGGACUCUCCCACCCGGAUCCCACCCCACAGAGCCCUGACUCUGAGGCUGAGGAGCAGAAGCCAACUGUGAAGGAACUAGAGCUUCAGGAGGGCUCUGCUUCUGAGGAGAGCGGCACACCUCUGACCACCCAGGACAAGGACCACGUGAGGAUUAAGCAGGAACAGACCGAGGAGGACAAUGAGGAGGAGGCAAGCAGCCAGCCCCAGGACUUAGGGGAGCCUGACAAAGGCCAAGGUCCCCCCAAAGAGGAACAUCCUGACCCUAGUAGUGAUGAUGGACUCCUAAAAGUGGCCCCAGGGCCCCUCCUUCCAGGUGGAACCACCCCAGACUGCUCCUUACCACAUCCCCCCCAGGAGAGUAAGGCCAGAGAGCAGCUUUACCUGGACCCUCUAAGUUUUAAGUCAGCCUCAGAGUCUUCACGCUGCAGCCUGGAGGUGUCACUGAACUCACCUUCAGCCGCCUCCUCACCAGGUCUCAUGAUGUCUGUAUCACCUGUGCCCUCCUCCUCAGCCCCCAUCUCCCCAUCCCCUCCUGGCGCCCCCCCUGCCAAAGUGCCAAGUGCAAGCCCCACUGCUGAUACAGCUGGGGCCUUGCACCCCAGCACUAAGGUGAACCCAAACUUGCAGCGGCGGCAUGAGAAGAUGGCCAAUCUGAACAGCAUCAUCUACCGACUAGAGAGGGCUGCCAAUCGGGAGGAGGCACUGGAGUGGGAGUUCUGAAGGCAAGGGCAAGGGACAUACCCUGGUGACUACCUUCCUUCUCUCACUCACCCUCCAGACAGGAGGCGGGUAGGGAAGGAAGAACUCAACCAUCAAAAUGUGGACAGCAAUGUUAUGCCAUUUAUGUUUUUUGUUGUAAUCCUAGUUCUAUGAAGUUGUGAGUGAGCAGGUGGGUCAAAUACCAUUGCCUCUUCUUUUCAGCACCCCCUGCCCCAGGGAGUACCAUUCCCAGGAAUCCUGCCCCUUCUUCUCUACCCUGAUCCCUCUGCAGGAGGCAGAAGCAAAAUAUCAUCACAUUUUCACCUGAAAACUCCAAACUCUUUUAGAAAAAUAAAUAAAUAUUUAUAGACCUCUUUUAGAUAUUUUAAUAAAGGAUCCUUUGGAAUUUAUCCCCAGCGGAUACGGUUUUGAUAUUACAGAGAGUUAUAAAAUCAGGAUGCUGUCACAACUGUUGCGAAGUAUACACUGAAGUUGUGUCGUUUUUUGCCACUAGAUGAGAUUAAAAGAAGACAAUUGUUCAAAGCCAUCACAGAACACUAUAAGACUGACCAAAAUUUAGAUAACCUUUGAACCGUGGUUUUUUUUCCAAUUCUGUCUGUGAGACACAGUGCAUUGCUACCGCCCUUCCAGAAACCGUGCUGAAAAGAGAAAGUCCAAAAGACUCUAAACGAAAACCUUGAUGCCGUUGAGGAUGUGUUUCAUUCUGGUGGUCUGUUUUGUAACCCUGAUAACACGGAAUGUCCUGUGCUAUUGUAAAUGUUGUAGAGAUGUGGGCUGUUGCCUGACCAUCCUAUACAGAUAUAGCAUGGUACAGAACAAACUGCUUACGCUCCCUCUAGUUAGAAACCUGUGGGCCAUAAAGGUCAGACAUCCAUCUUGUCCAACUGUAGACAGGAUGUGUUUCCAGAUCCUUUGGAAAGCUGGGCAUUGGGGGCAGGUGCUUGGAGAAUGGUGCUUGAGCAAGAACAAUCCCUUUCCCCAGCCGGAAUCACAGCCACACCAGGAAGUUUCUCUACUGGUAUGAGCAUGGGUUUUCUACAAGACAAUGGCCACCAUCUUCCCCUCCUUACAUUUUCUGAAAGUGACAGUGUUGGUCAUGCCACAAACACUGAAGCUUAGCUACCAGCGCCAAAAAGUAGAUUCCUCAAAAGACCCUGCUUCACUUCUCUCAAGCUGACCCAGGUGCUACCUCUGGAAAGCACAUGCAACUCAAAGUCUGUGCAGAACUCUGGAAAGCCAAGUGCAUGGCAGCAUGUCCACUGUAGCCCCAUCUCCAAGUCCACUCUCCCAGCUCCCAAAGCAUGACCUGUCAGGGAGCAAGGCAUAGUCAUCCUUAGCAAGGCUUCUAGGGAAAGAGUUCCCAAUUUGGUUGGAACAAGCCACCAUAUGACUGUUGAAACUCUCUCCCUUGUUUUUCCUUUUCCAACUCUUCAUGGGGAGAUGGGUAACUCCCCACAAUGAAGGUAAAAAGAUAACCGUACUCUGUGCCAGUCAAUGCCAAGAGGAGAGAUGGCUGAUGGAGGUUUCAAGGAUGCAGUGAGCAUUUUGAACCCAUUUGGGCAAAACCCAGCAAGCAGAAGGGGACAGAUAAGGACCAUUCCAGAAAUCCCAACUCUCAAGCACCUGGCCUAAGCUGCAGUCUCCACACCAAACAGUCAACAACAAACGCCGAAGGAAAAUCUAUUCCACACACCCAGGCUAUGCAUUGAAGAGUUUUCCACUGUAUACAUUUUUAUCCAGAUGAAGGUAUUUUUAUAUUUUGACAAUAGGAAACAGUGACCAAUUUUCAGAGUAAUCAAAUCUGGAACAAACGAAACAUCUCCUUUUAGCCACCACCAUGUUGCAAUUAAGACAACCAUGUGAGAACACACCACUUUUUACUGUUUAAACCAACACAACGUUGAAUCCAGGCUUACACGCAGACUCCAGUUCCUAGAGAACUAAACUUGGCUUUAGUAUGAUGGGAUUUGAUUAAGCACUUAGUAUAGUCUUUUGAACACAGAAAUCCUGUUGUACUUAAAGCUAGCAGGCCCGUGAACAACUUUGUCAGGUUCACGUCCUAUAACGGUUUAAAAAAAGAAAAAGGGAAAAAAACCCACACAAAACCAUUUCUAUGAGAGAUUGACGAACUUUGUUUAAAAUUUUAAAAAAGGAACAUGUUCUGUAAACAAGUCACUAAAUACAGAAUUGUAUAAUAA
Molecule: messenger RNA, 6773 nt
Organism: Otolemur garnettii (small-eared galago)
Lineage: Eukaryota; Metazoa; Chordata; Mammalia; Primates; Galagidae
Gene: CUX2
Product: cut like homeobox 2
Exons: 22
Coding region: 109-4575 (1488 amino acids)
Biological process (GO): regulation of DNA-templated transcription
Molecular function (GO): DNA binding; DNA-binding transcription factor activity, RNA polymerase II-specific
Source: RefSeq, a predicted model, not a curated record